GUCUCCGUCCAUUUCCGUCGUUCCAUUGCGUUUGACUCUCUCUCUCUCUCUCUCUCUCUCUCUCUCUCUCUCUCUCUCUAAGCAGAGCUAGUAAUAAGGCUAUAUCUGUUCUGUUUUGUUCGAUAUACAACUGUACCUUCUUCUUCUCCUUCUUCUUUACUCAAUCCCUUCAUUUAAUACAUUUGCCAGAGACACCACCAACCUUAGUUAAAUUAAUCAAUCAACACUUCUUCUACUACGUACACACACCAACAACAACAACCAUCUACGUACUACUCUUUCAUACCAUACCAUACCAUACCAUACCAUACAUACCCUUUUCUCCCUUCACCUCACUCACCAACAUCUUCCUUUUUCAUGAGGGUCACUCUUUCUUAUUAACCCCUUUUCUCUGCUUCUUCCUCUUCCAUUAUUGUAUUUCUUGAUACAUAGAUAGAUAGAUACUACAACAACAACUAAGAUAUGACUGGAACUAAUCAAGUCAACCUCAGUGAAUCUAGGAGUGUUGUUCCAUUGAAUACAUAUGUAUUAAUCUCAAAUUUCAAGCUUGCAUACAAUCUUCUAAGACGUGCUGAUGGAACAUUCAACAGAGAUUUAGCAGAGUUUCUUGACAGAAAGGUACCGGCAAACGCGGUUCCCGUCGACAGAGUCUUUUCGUUCGAUCAUGUCAAUAGAAACUCUGGUCUUUUCAAUCGAGUUUACUUACCGUCUUCAGAAAAUGAACCACAAUGGGGUGUCAAAGAUUUAGAGAAACCAUUGAGUACAACAGAAAUUGUUCCUGUCAUAGUAUUCUUCCAUGGUGGAAGCUUCUCACAUUCCUCAGCUAACAGUGCUAUCUAUGACACAUUUUGUAGAAGACUAGUAAGCGUUUGUAAAGCUGCUGUUGUUUCGGUUAAUUACCGAAGAUCGCCGGAGCAUCGGUUUCCAUGUGCUUAUGAAGAUGGUUGGAAUGCACUCAAAUGGGUGAAGUCAAGAAAAUGGCUUCAAAGUGGGAAGGAAAAGAAAGUUUAUAUUUACAUGGCUGGUGAUAGUUCUGGUGGAAACAUUGUUCAUCAUGUAGCAGUGAAAGCUUCUGAAGAAAAAGAAGAAGGAAUUGAGGUCUUAGGGAACAUUCUUCUUCAUCCACUGUUUGGUGGUGAGAAAAGAACAGAUUCUGAAAUGAGAUUAGAUGGAAAGUACUUUGUUAGAUUGCAAGAUCGUGAUUGGUAUUGGAGAGCUUUUUUACCGGAAGGUGAAGAUAGAGACCACCCUGCUUGUAAUCCGUUUGGUCCUAAAGGGGAAAAAAAUCUUAAAGGACUUGAUAAGUUUCCUAAAAGUCUUGUUUGUGUUGCUGGUUUGGAUCUUCUACAAGAUUGGCAAUUAGCUUAUGUGGAUGGUUUGAGGAAUUUUGGUCAACAAGUUAAACUUCUUUUCCUUAAGGAGGCUACUAUUGGCUUUUACUUCUUGCCUAAUAAUGAUCAUUUCUAUUGCCUUAUGGAGGAAAUCAAGAACUUUGUUAAUCCUAACUGUUAAUACUAUUACUUAACCUUACCUUUACAUAACAAAAGGUUGAAUUUUUCAUUUGGUUUUUUUUAGUCUUUCUAUCUUUUUUUACUACUCGUUCCAUUCUUAAUUAUAAGUAAAAAUUUAUUUUUCAGAUUCAUUGAAUAAUUGAUGUAUCUGGUCUAUAUUAUAGACUAAUUUAUCAGUUAUUCAAUGAAUUUGAAACGAUGACUUUUGCUUAUAAUUAAGGAUCGAGGAACUACUUAGUAGUGUAAUGGUGUGUACUAGGAGAAGAGACUUAAGAUUAGGUAUUGGUUGAUGGUUUUGAUUUGGGGAUUGUAUUUUCCUCAUGUAGUGGUACUAAUUACUGAAUGUGACAUGGGGAAUAUCCCUACAUGUUUUUUUAUGAAUGUAUAAUAUAUAUAAAUAUAUAAAAUUAUAUAAUUUGUGUUGGA
This is a messenger RNA of Trifolium pratense (red clover), 1937 nucleotides long. Its product is annotated as gibberellin receptor GID1B-like. Gene Ontology annotation, molecular function: hydrolase activity; gibberellin binding. Bases 463 to 1512 code for a protein of 349 amino acids. Gene Ontology annotation, biological process: floral organ morphogenesis; raffinose family oligosaccharide biosynthetic process; positive regulation of gibberellic acid mediated signaling pathway. The record is from RefSeq and is a predicted model, not a curated record. The transcript has 2 exons. Gene Ontology annotation, cellular component: nucleus; cytoplasm. NCBI's taxonomy places the organism in Eukaryota, Viridiplantae, Streptophyta, Magnoliopsida, Fabales, Fabaceae.